AUGGCGGUGCUGUCUGCCACUGAGAAAGAGCUUCGAGCCAAAAUGCAUCCGGAUGUGGAGCGAGUCACUAAGGGCAAGGCCCUAGCUUUGUUUCGCGAGCUUCUUGAGGAAACAGGCUUUCCCGACAUGUCAGUGGUCGACCUUCUUACCGACGGUGUGCCCUUAGUUGGUCAGGAAGCUGAGUCCCCUUUGUUUGCAAAGCGGCCGAAGCCCAUGGACCUUGAGCCAGAUCAGCUUAAAGCCCAGGCCCUACUGCGGCGGCGCGCAUUGCAGAAGAUGAAAGGACUUGCUUCCGAGCAGGAUUACAAGGCGAUGAAAGAUGAGACUUCCGAGGAACUGGCAGCGGGUUUCCCCACGGGUCCAUACCACUCGGAGCAGGAAGUCAGCGACAUCUUGAAGACCGAUGCUUGGUCGCUCUCGCCUCGUUUCCUGUUGAGGCAGGGCGAAGACGCCAAGAUAAGGAUAAUUGACGACUUUAAAAUGUCGGCGGUUAACAGGGCCUUUGGUUCCUCGUCUUUCCUAGAGCUUCAGGAUACGGAUUACGCGGUCGGCCUCCUGAGGUUCCUUUCCCGUGUGCUGCAGGAUCGCUCCAAGGUCCGGGUCCCCUUGUCUGAUGGCACCGUGCUCGAGGGGGACUGGGAUCCCGAGAUGCUCCGCCAGCCCGCUCUGCUCGGUAAGACGCUGGACUUGAGUAAGGCCUAUCGCCAGGUGAGCAUCCAUCCUUCCACGAGGGAGCACGCUGUUCUUGGCUUCCCCGACCCACAAGGCAAGUGGGAAUUUUACAUAGCCCAGAGCCUGCCAUUUGGAGCUGCUGCAAGCGUGUAUGGGUUCAACAAAGUAGCACUUGCGAUUCUUCACAUCAUGGUUGUCAAGUUCGCUGCAAUCACGACCGACUUUUACGACGACUACACUGUAUAUGAAUUUCGCCCAGCUGCAUUCCUGCUGGACAAAGUCCUGAUGAGGCUGCUGGACCUGCUAGGGUGGACCUACGCGAAGUCUGGGCGGAAGUUUGUGCCGUUUGACAACAAGGUGGUCUCCUUGGGUGUUUCUUUGGGCCUUGACGAGAUAUGGGGAGGCACUCUCAAGGUCGAGAACAAAGCGGGACGUCUUGAAAAGAUUUCGGAGCUCCUCCGAACAGUCGCCCAGGGCGGAGCUGUGACGAGAUCUGAUGUGGCCUCGCUGCACGGCUUGAUCAACUUCGCAGGUGGACUGAUUAUGGGCUUCGAGCUGAAGCCAACGUCGCGAAUGCUAUCCCGGGCCUUGUCGGGGCCUUUCCAAGGCAGUACACUCGAACUUCGACUGGCUUGUGCGUUAGCUCUGGAUGUCAUUGCGCAGUGCAGGCCAAAGCGGUGCCCAGCUACAAUUCUGCCGCCGAUUGUGCUCUACACUGAUGGAGCCUUCGAGAAGGGGCGAGGUACCUGGGGCGCGGUUCUUGUAGAUGCUUACACGGGCUCCCGAUGGGUCUUCGGGGGGGAAGUCUGCCAGCCGCUAAUGGGUCACUGGGGCAAGGAAGCUGGGGCCCAAGUGAUUUGUCAGGUUGAGGCCUAUGCUCUGGCAAUAACCUUGUUCGGGAUUCGCGGAGUGCUGAAAGGUCGCUCAGUCUUGGCAUGGAUUGACAACAACGCCUGCCUUUAUGGUUUCGUAAAGCGAUACUCCCCCUCGGCCUCCAUGAUGCGCCUCAUCUCCUUGGUGGCUUUGAUGGAGAGUUCCAUGGAGGCGCUUCUCUGGUUCGAGCGGGUCCCCUCUAAGAGUAACCCGGCGGACCUCCCAUCGCGGGGGCAGUUUGCAGAGGCUUGUGAGCGCUUUCGGGCCAUAAACAAAGGUGAUGUGGCAGCCACAGAUACGAUGAUGGACUUCGUUCGUGCUCCCCACUACGAGCCUAAGCUGGCUCAGGCAAUUCUUACAUCGGCUAGGCUGGAAGCUGAUUGGGCACAGGAAGAUACUGUAAACUGCAAGGAGACCAGAGAAACAUCAGAGCUUACAAGGUGGAUCGCGACUUUAGGCCACAGCGAGGUCACACUGCGCAGUGACCCAGAGCCGGUGUGUUUGUCGUUGCAAAAGCUUGUGCAAGCCCAGCGUCUUCGACUUGGAUUGCGGACCCAUCUUGAGCAGAGUGAGCCUGAUGAUCAUGCGGCCAAUGCGGCCGAACCUGCGGUCGAGACCCUUCGACAGCUGACCAACACGUUGCUUUCUGAGUUUGAGUCCCGUGCAGGUGUCAAGGUGGCAUCGUUAGAUGCAAUGCACGCAUGGGCAUGGCGGCAUGCAAGCUUCAUUCAGCAGCGGUUCACCAGAUCGCAAGGCCAGACUCCGUUCGAGCUGGCAUGUGGGCGGCCCUAUCAGGGCAAGCUUGUGUGCAUUGGUGAGACAGUUUAUGGAAGAGUUAAAAGUGCUGUGAAAGGGCAACCCCGAUGGGGCAUAGGUUUGUGGUUGGGAAAACUUGGGUGUAGCGACGGCCACAUAGUCUUCACUGCUUCGGGACAUUUUCUUGCUUGCAGGUCGAUUCGUCGCUUACCGCAAACUUACUUGAGGAGUGCUGAUUUUGCAAAGCGCCUGCAUGAUCAUCCCUAUUCCCAGGCUGCUUUUCUUGCGGGCCAAGUUGGACAGUGCAGGCCGCAGAAAACACGUGAUGCACAACAAGCACCCCCAGAGCCACAGCCAGAUGAGAGUGCCCCGGCCGGUGCGGAUCCACUUCCGUAUCCUGGCUAUGUUCUUCCUGACAGUGCACCGCUGAGUGAACUUGUGCCACCACCCGCCAUCAGAAGUGAUUUUGUGCCAGAGCCACCGACGCCCAUGCAGGAAGACAGUGGACCUGUCACGCCAUUGCAGCCAGCUCCUUCCGAUGCAGAGGUUGUGAGUUCGCCUCUGGCUGUAGUGCCGGACGCUGAGGUGUUAGCCGAGGCGCCAAAUGCUGAUCGUGCCACGGGAUCGUCCGAUCCUGCUUCUUCGUCUGAGCCAGCGGCUGUACGUGUGCCUACCAGGGCUGCUGAGCCGAGUGCAAACGAGCCACGCAAGCGGCUUCGUCUUGACGCUGUGACGUUUGAAGGUGUCGACAUGUACCACAACCACGAGGAGAAUGAUUUUGAAUUUGAGGGUGAAAUUUUAGAGGAUUUUGAUUAUGCCGCGGAGGCCGAUGGAGCCCAGGAUGACACGCGGCCGGAGUCAAGCAUUCCUGAGUGCUUGUUGGUCCCUUGGAGUGAGCAUGAGCCAGAGCUGAGCGCUGAGCAGCUUGCACAUGUAGAUGCAGUUGCAAUGCAGUUUGAGAUUGAUCGUCUCCAUGGGAUUCCUGCUCUUGAGCGCUGUGCACAGAUCCUGCCAGAGCACAAGCACUUGACCACUCGUUUUGUGGUAACAUGGCGCUGCAAGACCAUUGCAGGUUGCACAUACUGGCUCCGGCGAGCCAGGCUUGUGGCCCGUGAUUUUGCAUUUUUGUGCCCAGGCCGUACCGAUCUGUUUUCCCCUGCAUCGAAUGCUCUGCAAAGCAAGAUCAUCCCAUGUGUCUUCAUUGACAACUACCAUAACGGGUGGCAGUUGGUAUCAUUAGAUGUUACGGAUGCUUACUUGAAUUGCCCGCAGGCAGAGGACACAUGCACAAGUGUCAUGAUCAAUGGUGAACGCUUGUAUUUCAAGCUCCUCAGGCUCCUUCCGGGCCAGCGGGAAGGGAGCCAGACCUGGUUCUACCAGUUCACCGAUGCGCUGAAAGUCGGAAGCCGUGUCGAGCUGAUGCAAGAGGUGCCAUCGCUGUUCAGGUUCCAGCCUGAGGACGGCGGAGGCGGGGGACUUGUGCACGUCGAUGAUUUGCUUGGCACAGGACCUGCAAGUGUGAUCAAGUGCAUGACUGAUCAUCUUGAAAGGGAUUACAAAGUGACUGUGAAUUUGAUUUCGGUGCCAGGCCAAGAGGUUCAUUUUCUUAAGAAGCGGCAUUAUCUUUUGUCGAGCACAGAGUUGCUGAUUGAGGUGAGCCCAAAACACUUGGAAAAGUUGAAAUCUUUGUGCGGCCAUCCCAAGCACCGAAAAUCACCUCUCCCGUCCGGGCGGUUGCCCACGGAGAAGGAGGACGAUGCACAAUUGUCCCAGGAUCAGGCAUUUCGCUUUCGAUCAGCCGUUGGAGUGUUGCUUUACCUGCAGUCAGACCUCCCGCACGCCAUGCACAGCAUUCGCCACCUGUCAGGCUUUAUGUCGUCCCCGACCGUUGGGGCAUGGGCAACCCUGCGGCAUUUGGUUGGUUACUUGAGUGCCACUGAGGGGUACUGUGCAUGCCUUACGGCCGGAGGCAUCGGACACGGUGUGCAAGUGCACCGCCCAGGGAUCAAUGUCAUCGAGACGUUUAGUGAUGCUGACUGGGGUGGAUGCCGAUCCACCCGACGCUCUGUCUCGUCGUCUGUGAUUCUUUGCAACAGCAAGUUUAUCCAUGCAGCGUCCAAAACGCAAAAGUCGAUCGCACUAUCCAGUGCGGAAUCCGAGUUUGGUGCCGCGGUGUCAGCCGCGAUAGAUGGAACCCUUGUUUCAAGCAUGAUGCGGUUUGUGUCUCCAGAGCCAACGACACCACCACUCUUGAUGAUUGACAAUUCCGCCGCCCGCGCGAUCCUUCAACGCGCCGGGGUCGGGCGUGUGCGCUAUCUUGAUGUGAAGUUGCUAUGGACGCAACAACGGGUUGCGGAAGGAUUGCUGGAGGUGCUGCCGGCACCCACGCGUACCAAUGUCGCGGACAUUGGCACGAAGCUCCUUGGUGUGCAGCGCACGGAGUUUCUGCUUGGCCUGAUUGGGUUUAGAGAUUCCCGAAAUGGUUAUGCUAGGGUUGGAGAUGCAAUCUUGAGCACAGAGCACAAUGUCCAGGCCAUUCGCAAUGUGUGCAAGGAUCUGUCUAAGAUCGCAAAGGGUGAUGCCACGGCAAACACCGCCCGCAUCCUUAGUGUUAUCUUGAUUGCCAUGCAGGCAACUGGAAGCCUGGGUGCAGAGGAUGGCGAUGAUGCCAAGGACGACGAUGCGACUUUGACCAUUCUUGAUGCGAUUCUUGAAUCCUUGGUGCAGAUCGUCGGCUAUGCAUCUGCAGUGUAUGAAGCAUACCCUUCGACAUGUGUUGCGGUGUGCCAGUGCGUUGCAAUCACUGCAUUCUUGAUGUGUGCAUUCAUGUGUUGUGGCCGACGGAUGACAGAUGUUCCAGAGGCAUCUGUGCAGGUGCGCAUCGCGUCUGGAGUUGCAGUUGAUGUCCGAACAUCCCGAAGUGAGCCCAAAGCCAAGGCUGGUGAACAGGUGCGUGGAGCGCGGCCCAAAACCGCGAGUCGACCGAAGAUUGAUGACGACGAUGAGCGAGCCCAGAGCCCUGGUGCGCACGAGGUCCAUGCAGGCAGACCAGGGUCAUCCAGCGAUGUGCUGCGAUCGAACAGCGAAGCCAGUGAGAGAUCCGAGAAGAUUCCGAGAGCGCGCCCGAUUCCGCAGCGCCGGGUGCCCCAAGCCCGAAGCGCAGACGGCGUGUGGAUUUCGACAAGCCAGGGAUACGCUUAUCAUAAAGCUACAUGUGGCAAGCUGAACCAGUCGCUUGGCGUCACCGAGGUGUCGCGAGCAGUUGCUGAGGAGCGCGGCGGCUACCGCGCGUGCCGCAUAUGCAAACCUUGA
Symbiodinium sp. CCMP2592 is the source of this 5613-nucleotide messenger RNA. The record is from the annotation of a GenBank genome assembly. NCBI's taxonomy places the organism in Eukaryota, Dinophyceae, Suessiales, Symbiodiniaceae.